GUACUUGUGAUUUGAAAAAAUACUGCAAAGAUGAAAUUUUUCGCUAUUUUCGCCGCCGUCGUUGCUGUUGCUGUGGCCCGCCCUGGCACAAGCACCUGGACUCUGGAGGAGCUCUCUGAUGCUCUCCAGAACCCCAAUAUCGACCCCGAACUCGUGCCCAUCUUGGAACAUGCAUUAAAUGAAAUCAUGUCUGCUCUUCACAGCGGAGAACAAUUAGAAAGCGUCUUUGUGCCUCUGCCCGCUGAUGUCGCCAUUGUGCCUAGCCCUGAGCUCUCUGAUGCUCUCCAGAACCCCAAUGUCGACCCCGCACUCGUACCCAUCUUGGAACAUGCUUUAAAUGAAAUCAUGACUGCUCUUCACAACGGAGAACAAUUAGAAAGCGUCUUCGUGCCCCUGCCCGCUGAUGUCUCCAUUGUACCUAGCCCUGUUGUUCCCGCCCCCGUUGUUCCCAGUCCCGCUCCAUCCAGCCCUCUUGUGCAGAUCAUCGUCAAUGUUAAAAGCCAGCAGCAGGUUGGUAAACAUUGUAGAUCCCUAUCGUUUUGGCCUUCUAGCUCUUUUACUAACUUUGGCUAUAUUAAUCUCUGUAGCAGCAGCGGUUGCUGCAAAAGCCACCAACUCGUCCAUCCCCGUUGCGAGCUACGAAUGAAAUUCUUUACUUUGCUUGCCGCCAUUGUGGCUGUUGCCCUCGCCCGCCCAGGCACAAGUACCUGGACUCUGCAGGAGCUCUCUGAUGCUCUACAGAACCCAAACGUCAAUCCCGCAGUUGUGCCCUUCUUGGAACAUGCUCUAAAUGAAUUAAUGAGUGCUCUUCACAAUGGGCACGAAUUUGAAAGCAUCCACGUACCCCUGCCUGCUGACAUCCCAGUUAUAGCCGAGCCUGUCAUUCCUUCUCCCGUCGACAUUCCUGCUGUAUCAAGCCCUCUCGUGCAGCUCAUCAUCAACGUGAAGUGUCCACAGCAGGUGACUGAUGUCGGUACCGCUCCCCCGGCUGACGUUCCCGGACCAGACUUCAACCCUAUCGAUGUCAUCGCCGUCAACCCCAUCGAAGUUUAAUAAUUACCAAUUAAUAACAGCUCAUUAUUUACAAGAGGUAUAAAUUCUCUAUUCUGAAUUCAAUAAAUUAUAUGAUUUACAAAU
This is a messenger RNA of Vanessa atalanta (red admiral), 1137 nucleotides long. RefSeq lists its product as uncharacterized. Lineage: Eukaryota; Metazoa; Arthropoda; Insecta; Lepidoptera; Nymphalidae. The coding region runs from base 31 to 1053 and encodes 340 amino acids. The transcript is spliced from 9 exons. The record is from RefSeq and is a predicted model, not a curated record.